AAUAAUGAGGACAUCUUUGUUCAGCAAUUACGGUUUUCUGUAUGAAUUCCGUAUUUUAAAAAUGGAAUCUGCUACGUCAGUGUGUAGAUAUUUUAUUCCGCUUUGCUUCCUCAAGUCAAUAAUUUAUUGCUACCAUUUUUCAAUUUCCGGAAAAAUGUAUUGGGAAAGUUUCACUAGAGCAUCUGGCUGAUAUUUGUGUGAGUUUUGUGGUGGGAGGAAGAAGACUGACACUUGGGGUGUUGAGCGAAUUUUACAUAUAAGAAGUGCCCUUUAUAAUUCAGUUUUUUGUUGAUUGAUAGUAUCCUAUUCCGAUGUUAUGUUAGGAUUACUAAGUGGAAAUCAGUUCUGCUUAUGAGGACGGAAAAUUUUGUGAGACAUUCCACUUGAAGGCUUCUGGUUGGAGUUGUUGCAAUUCUUGUGGAAAGCAUAUACAUUGUGGAUGUAUAGUUUCAUUCCAUAUGUUCAUACUAUUGGAUGCAGGAGGAAUUGAAUGCCUGACUUGUGCGAAGAAAAGUUACAUUUUGACCCCAAAUCCUGCAUGGCCACCACCUUCUCAAUUUCUUCCUUCACAGCACCGAAAUUUGAAGGACCUCUCCAUGAAAAGUUGGAGAAUAGCUGGCUCAGGUCCAUUGCCGUGGCGAAAAGCACCCAGUUUUUUCAAUGAUUCUGGCUUCCAAUUCGAGUUGCAGCCGGGGAUGCCCGUUGAAGUUGAUGUGGUUCAUGGCAUUGAUAGAUUUGGUAUAAGUGAGAGAUUUUCCAUCUCUUCUCUUGAGAAGAAACAAGAAAAUUUCUUUGAAAGACUGAUUGACGGAAAGCCGAUUGUUGGCCCAUCUGAAACACUUGAGGAUGGAAUUUCUGCAUCCAAUAGGGAGGAGCAACAUAAUCCCUCUGUAGCAUCAGUCGUAAAGAAUGAGUCUUCGACCUCAAAUGUGAGUUUGGCUUCAGCUUUUUCAUCCAAACAUGAAACAAAUGGUCUGAACCAUGAUUGUGCAAGUCUUUCACAAUGGCCCACCCUUUCAACUCCAAUGGUCAAGCACGUCCCCAGAUACAAUGGAAUGAACUCAGCUGGUGAGGCCGUAGCACAUACUGGAAAGGCUCGAGGAGAUUGCCGAGGCCGUAAUCAGUUGCUACCUUGGCAUUGGCCACAAAUAACUAAUGAGGAGCUACUUCAACUUUCUAGCAAUUCAAACUCAGUCCUUACACCUUUAUUUGAGAAAAUACUGACCGCUAGUGAUGCCGGACGGAUCGGACGCUUAGUGCUGCCAAAAAAGUGUGCAGAGGCCUAUUUUCCACUGAUAUCUCAGCCAGAAGGGUUACCUCUGGAAGUACUGGAUUUGAAGGGAAAAGAAUGGGUAUUUCAGUUUCGGUUUUGGCCAAAUAAUAAUAGCAGAAUGUAUGUCUUAGAAGGAAUUACUCCUUGUAUACAAUCAAUGCAACUGCAAGCUGGUGAUGUAGUAACGUUCAGUAGGCUGGAGCCAGAAGGGAAAUUGGUCAUGGGAGGCAGAAAAGCUUCAACCACUCCAUCCAAUCAGGGGGUUGAGGCUACUUUAACUGGGAAUGAUGCUUUGGCUCCUGAGGAUGAUAAGGGUAAAUAUAAACUUGGAGAAAUUAACUCAAUAAAUGGUCUCACGAAGGGUAAUUCUGUGCCAGCUAGAUCUUUUCCAGUCAACCAGAUCGCUAAAGCAGAUUCCGGAACAACCUGGUCUGAAAUUUGUAAAUCAAGGUUCAAAGUGAAUGAAACACUCGAGGCUAAGGCUAUUUGUCACGGUAAAAGGAAGAAUAGCAUCUUGGGUUCGAAAGGUAAACGCCUUAGGGUUGAAAAUGAGGAUAUGAUAGAGCUGAAGAUCACAUGGAACCAAGCUCAAGGGUUGAUGCGCCCGUCUCCUAAAAUUGUUCCCACAGUUAUUGUUGUGGAAGACUUUGAAAUCGAAGAAUUUGAGCAGCAUGCACCAAUUAUUGGAAGGCCUACUAUUCCUGCAAUCGAUCAUUUUGGUGAAAAGAUACAAUGGGUUCAAUGUGACGACUGUUUAAAGUGGCGCAAAGUGCCUGCCAAUGCUCUUCUUCCUUCAAGAUGGACGUGUUCUGAGAAUGUAUGGGGCCUUGACAGAUCUUUAUGUUUGGCUGCUGAGAAAUUAUCCACAGAAGAGCUUGAAGAUAUGAUACCCACCAUUAGCAAAGAUUCUUGUAAAAAGAAGAAGAAUGAGAAACAGGAGUCAGAUUCGGUUGUGGCUAUGGAAGGACUCAAUGCACUCGCUAAUUUAGCUAUCCAAGGGGAGGAAGAUCUUCCAGCUUCAUCACUAUCCGGACUAAGGCACCCACGUCAUAAACUUGGCUGCACAUGCAUUGUUUGUAUUCAACCUCCCAGCGGGAAAGGCCCCAGGCAUGCGCAAACAUGCGACUGUGUUGUCUGCAAAUCCCUGAAGCGCCGUUGCAAAACCCUGAGGGAUAGGCGUGAGAAGAAACAGUUGGAGAAAGAGGCUGAAACGACAUAUACUGAACAAGUGCCAGAUAAUGAUAGUUGUGUUGAUGACGCCAGUGAGAGAAAUUUCUUGGUCUCGCCUUUGAAAGGUCAAAUUGACCUUAAUAUCCAGCCGGAGCGGGAUGAAGAGGUGUCACCUGGUUUAUAUUUUGGAGCCAUAAAAUGCUCACUUCCAGAUGCUACAGAGGGAAAUUUUAGGCAGCAAGGAUAUUCAAGUUUGGGUGUUGGCAUAAAUGUAGUCGACAAGCAGAUACAGGAAGACGGAACUGGUCAGUCUAACUUCAGCAACCGUGUAACGCUAGACAGCCAUCUUGAAAAAACCGACGUGGACCAUCAUCUGAUUUUACCAAUGGAUACGGUGGGAUCCUCGUCAUCAACUGCUACAAGAGGUACUCUUUCGCGACAAUGCAAUCAUUAGAAAGUCCAAACUUGUGGCAAAGUAAUUAUUUGUUGCGUCGGCAGUAGUCAGCUUUGCCAUCUUCCAUUGUUAGAGCUGUAAAUCAGGAGUUUAUGAUUUGGUUAGAAAACUCGUGGCAAGGUCUUGGUCGCAUAGAUGUCUCGACGCCUCUAUUUUCUCGUUAGACGGAUGACUGAACUAUAGUUUUGCAUGUGUACAAGCAUAAUUGUGGUUAUUCUAUUUAUCUUUGCUGUUUGGCGUAAAAUCUUUUGUGGCUAGAGUUUU
Messenger RNA from Olea europaea var. sylvestris, 3161 nucleotides. RefSeq names its product B3 domain-containing transcription repressor VAL2-like. The record is from RefSeq and is a predicted model, not a curated record. Lineage: Eukaryota; Viridiplantae; Streptophyta; Magnoliopsida; Lamiales; Oleaceae. The coding region runs from base 459 to 2897 and encodes 812 amino acids. Gene Ontology annotation, molecular function: zinc ion binding; DNA binding. The transcript has 13 exons.